Messenger RNA from Zalophus californianus (California sea lion), 3120 nucleotides. RefSeq names its product syntaxin 3 (gene STX3). The transcript is spliced from 10 exons. Gene Ontology annotation, molecular function: SNAP receptor activity; SNARE binding. The coding region runs from base 103 to 1104 and encodes 333 amino acids. Lineage: Eukaryota; Metazoa; Chordata; Mammalia; Carnivora; Otariidae. Gene Ontology annotation, cellular component: SNARE complex; presynaptic active zone membrane; endomembrane system. Gene Ontology annotation, biological process: intracellular protein transport; synaptic vesicle fusion to presynaptic active zone membrane; exocytic insertion of neurotransmitter receptor to postsynaptic membrane. The record is from RefSeq and is a predicted model, not a curated record.
UCCGCCUGUGCCUCCAGCUCCUUCGCCCCGGCCCGGCCGGCCGCCACUUCCGGCCGCUCACCUGGGACGCGCUCACCUGCCUCCGGGCGCCUGGGCACCGGGAUGAAGGACCGGCUGGAGCAGCUGAAGGCCAAGCGGCUGACACAGGAUGAUGAUGCCGAUGAGGUGGAGAUUGCUAUUGACAACACAGCCUUCAUGGAUGAGUUCUUUGCUGAGAUUGAGGAAACUCGGCAAAACAUUGACAAGAUCUCCGAGCACGUGGAAGAGGCUAAGAAACUCUACAGUAUCAUCCUGUCUGCACCGAUUCCAGAGCCAAAAACCAAGGAUGACCUAGAGCAGCUCACGACCGAGAUCAAGAAGAGGGCCAACAACGUCCGGAACAAACUGAAGAGUAUGGAGAGGCACAUCGAGGAAGAUGAGGUCCGGUCAUCGGCCGACCUUCGGAUUCGGAAAUCCCAGCACUCCGUCCUGUCCCGGAAGUUUGUGGAGGUGAUGACCAAAUACAACGAGGCUCAGGUGGACUUCCGUGAACGCAGUAAAGGGCGAAUCCAGCGGCAGCUCGAAAUUACCGGCAAAAAGACCACAGAUGAGGAGCUGGAGGAGAUGCUGGAGAGUGGGAACCCCGCCAUCUUCACUUCUGGGAUCAUUGACUCUCAGAUUUCCAAGCAAGCCCUCAGUGAGAUCGAGGGGCGGCACAAGGACAUUGUGAGGCUGGAGAGCAGCAUCAAGGAGCUUCAUGACAUGUUUAUGGACAUCGCCAUGCUGGUGGAGAAUCAGGGUGAGAUGCUAGAUAACAUAGAGCUGAAUGUCAUGCACACAGUGGACCAUGUGGAGAAGGCACGGGAAGAAACGAAAAGAGCCGUGAAAUACCAGGGUCAGGCCCGGAAGAACCUGAUUUCACUCCAGCCUGGUGUGGCCACCCUUGUCUUCAGACGGGAACAGAGUUUGAAUGGACUUCCUGAGAGAGAGUGCGACCUGUUCCUUUGUUUCCUUGUAACCGUCCUUGGACCUCACCCAGCAAACAAUUUAGCCCCAGAGGAAGCUAAUCUACCUGAUGCAACCCUGAGUUCUCCUCAAAACCUUCUCCUGCCCCACCAACUCUGAAGUGCCUUCUCUCCCAGACAGUAAGAACCAACCCAGCUUCUCUUUAUUCCCUCUGAAUGUGUCAAAUUAUGCCUUGCACCUUGGAAAGCCCAUUCCAAACCUUCCCAAGGUGCUGUAUUUUCUACCUCAUGGAGUGUUCUCCUCCCAGAAAUUGCAGUGUAUUUUGUAGGGGGUUAUCGUUAACCACACAAAGGGAUUCUUCUAAGUGUGGCAACAAUAAGGCUUGGCUUGAGCCUUCUACUUGGCAGGGUCUUGGUCCUCACAGUUUGUUGUCCCUAUGUCUUGAAAGUAUGUGGAACUGGCAGAUGUCAUUUUGGUCUUAGAAGCUGACUUGUUUGAAGUUCAAUUUUAAAUUAAGCUCUUAGUUUGUUCAGCUUGGGGGCCAACUUCAAUCUUUAUGUUGUAUUCUCUCAUGUUUACUCAAGGAGGCACCAGCAUGAUAUGGUUGUCCUAGGUUACCAUUUGUAAAGGCUGAGGGUAUGAGAUAUUGGUUUCCCUCUCUGACUCUUGGAAACUGGCUGUUCUCCAUUGGAAUGAUGCUUUGUGGAGCCAUUGCCUUGAGGUGAUAAAUAACCAGGCACUUAAAAUUGGGCCAGGGACAAGGUGCUUGAGUCUCAGGCUCUGGAAAUGCUCAGAUUGGUGCGAGUAUUCAGUCACUCAUUUCAUAUAUUCCAGAUGUAUUUUUAUAAUCGUGUGUGAGACAAAUAUAUGUAUAUAUCUGCCCGUGUCUCUCAGGAAGUAGGAAACUAGAAAUGGAGAAUAUUAUAACCUCAAAACAAACAAACAAACCCCUUGACCUGGGCGGAAAAUUAGGUAAGAGACAUUUGCUUAUCCGCAAAUGAAUCAUAGUAGAAAUAUGAUCUGGUGUCAUCGAGAAACCUUGUUUUCUGGUGAGUACCGGGACAAUCAUAGAUCUUUGGGGUGAGGACUAAGUUGACCCCCUUAAGUUUUUCUGCUUAGCAGACAGGUGUGACAAGUUUUGGCGCCUCUCCCCACUGCUGCAUAGGUGAGGCUUGUCCUGAGAACAUCCCACAGCAAUUUGAGGUCAUUCCUGAGGCCUUUAGGAUGAUCCUGUCUCCAGGGCGGAGUCAGCUGGCGGAGACCGGGGACUACUGAGUAGCCGGUAUUGCUACCAGGUUAAUGAGCUUGACAGGUUCUUUGUCUCCCCCAAUUCUUGUCAUGGAGGAAGAACAGCCAGGAAAUAAUUUCAAGUGUAGUGACUAUGCUGACCCAGUGGUGAGCCCCUAGACUCUCUGCCAGUCUCCCUGGUGUAUAGUUUAGCUUUAACUUUCAAGGAUAGGGUGAGCACCUAGUCCAGGGACUACCCCUUGGCUUCCUUUGCAAAGGCUAUGUACUCCAUCACUGCUCAGCACUCAGACAGAGCCUCUUACCCAUGGCUAUGAAGUCGGGACAGUGGACAGGCUCCAGCAACAAGGGAAGACAAGCUCUAAUCACAGGCCUUUGUUGCGCCCUGGGGCUUAGUUUGGAAUACAAAUGAAGGGUUUUUUUUUUUUUUUUUGUCAUUUGUAUUUUUUAAAUGUAAACUUGAUUAUUUUAUUGAUAAUUUAAAAAUAAAUUACUUUAUAUUGAUUGUGAAACAGUUCUGGCUCUAUUUCCCUGCAAAAUAGUGGUUGGGUGCCACCAUGUGGUGGUUUUUGUUUAGGUUUUGGAAAAAGGGUUAAAAUCCUUUUUAACCAUGUGCCAGACCAGAUGGAGCAAAAGUUCUAAUUUUUGAAAACGGUUUAACUCUCAAAGAAUACAUUGAACUACAUUUGACUUUCAGGUUUAAGGUACUCCCACCAGGAAUUUGGUUCACUCGUCGUGGGUAUCUGGCUCUAGGAGAGAAAGGGGAUAACUCUCAUGUGAUGGGAUCCAGAAGGCAGAACAACAUACUAAACACCCUUAGAGAUUGCUGUUGAUCUAAUUUUGAAUCUCUCGCCUAAAAGCAAUGCUUCUAUUCACAUCCUGGGUUCUAGAAGCCAGAUCCAUCUCCCUUUCCCUUCACAUCUUCCUCCA